CGACUCGAUUACACUGUCAGUCGAGCUGCGUACUUGGAACACGGCGCGCAUUAUAUACGUUUAAUACGUACACAUACCACGUGCUGCUGCCGCGAGCUGCAACCGUCCGUACGCUUAAUGUACACUUAAUCUCGCGCGAAUAACACGACGACACGCAUUGCUGAUAAAGCCUCCCGACGACGACGACUCGAGUCUGUUCCGUGGCUUUUCCUCGUUUUUUUCGAGUAAAAGAAGAAACAACUGUGUCAGUCAGUGACGUGCUUCCACACGCGCAAUAAACAGAUACACGUUCAACCAUGGACAAGUUUCAGCUUCCGUUGAGCUCGAAAUGCAUCAAGUACCUGCUGUUCACCUUCAACCUCUUGUUCCUGUUAUCGGGAAUCAUUAUGUUGAUUAUUGGAUCGGCCAUUCUAUCCAUGUACCAUGAGUAUCAACACUUCUUAGACAACAGGUUUUUCUCAGUACCAUCACUUCUCAUAGCGAUUGGUUCAAUCAUUUUCUUCAUUGCUUUCUUCGGUUGCUGUGGAGCAAUCAAGGAAAAUUAUUGCAUGAUCAUAGUGUUUGCAGCUCUCAUGGUCAUUGUAUUCGUAAUGGAAUUCGCAGCCGGUAUCACUGGUUACGUUAUGAGAAAUAGCGUUGGAGAAGCGCUACAAUCAAAAAUGAUUGAUACUACUAAUAGGUACAAUACAAGCGGAGAAAUCCGACAAGUUUGGGACCUUAUCCAGAGAGAUUUCCGAUGCUAUGGUGUGAAUAGACCGGAAGAUUGGGAAGCAAAGAUCAGUAAUAAAACUGAACGUGCUCACGAUUUACCGCUAACGUGCUGCAAACCUGGCGUUGUCGGAGCAUGUCAACUAAAUGGAACCUUAGAUUAUGAUUUCUCCACAAAUGACAAUCUUACUUACUGGAACGUAGGAUGCAUCGAAUCGAUGACUGGUUUUGCUAAGGAGCACGCCUUACAACUUGGAGGCGCUGGUUUAGGUUUAGCUUUUGUUCAGGCUGUUGGAAUUUGGUUUGCAAUUUAUUUAGCAAAAGCAAUUAAAAGGAACUAUCAUGGAAUGCCCUAAUCAGUAAAUUUUCGUGAAAACGAGCAAAAAAUAAUCAAAAAGCAAAUAAAUUAGUACUCGUUCAUUUUAAUGAAUGAUAUGUACUUUUCAUAUUCUCCGCGAAUUUACGUUGUGUAAAAGAUGUUGAACAUUUUUUUUAUUUUUGUUAUUUCUUUAUUCUAUUGUAAAAUAGUCACUUCGCAUUGCAUUCAAGUGCAUGAAAACACUUGAGCUUCCAAUUAUGACUUAUUCAAUAAAAAUUUUAUGAAUCAAUACCAUUCAAACAGUAAUGUUAAUGUUCAACAAGUUGAACAUUUACUAGAUUUUCGAAUUCAAAGUAGAUUAAGAUUACUUACUCAUUUGUACAAUCAAUCAAGUCUUAUAAAACCGUUUUGAUUAUUCCUGCGUAUUUAUGAAUCGUCUGUAAAUAGCGAUGAAUUUUAAUUUAAAUGUUAUAGACUUAAUCCAUGUGUAUAAAUGUAUUUCCGAAUA
Trichogramma pretiosum is the source of this 1535-nucleotide messenger RNA. RefSeq names its product CD63 antigen-like. Gene Ontology annotation, cellular component: membrane. Lineage: Eukaryota; Metazoa; Arthropoda; Insecta; Hymenoptera; Trichogrammatidae. Bases 297 to 1064 code for a protein of 255 amino acids. The record is from RefSeq and is a predicted model, not a curated record. The transcript has 5 exons.